CACGGAGGAACCUGUGUCAAUCUUUGGAGAUUACUGAUAAGCCUUCUGACGAUUCCUUUGUGCACUUCUCGGAUUUCGCGUUAUGGCGGCAUCAGGCAAUAAGUGUUUCAACUGUGGGGGGGAGGGGCAUUUCGCCCGAGAAUGCCCUUCCCAACGUCAGCAGCAGCCAGGUGGAGGAGCAGCUGCUGUGACGCCAACCACCCUACGCUAUUGGACACCUAGGCGGCCGCAGGAGGACAAUGAGGAGCGGGAAUUUCUCCGUCAGCUCAUUCAGGAGAAAAGGCAAGAGCAAGCACGUAGGAGGGAUUUGGAUGAGAAAAGGAAGAUGGACGAACUUAUCAAGCAGGAAAUCGAGAGGAACUCGGAGGCACUGGAGGCGCGAGUGCUCUCCAAGAUCGGGCGUCAGUAUCUGGUGUCGAGAGAAGAAGCCCGACGGCAGGAGCUUCAUACACCGAGUAAUCGGACUCCGGGUGUAGUUAUCAGGGAGAGGGAAAUCAAGGAUUAUGAGAACCGAGGCGUUGAAAACAUUGAAGACGAGAUCGCUAUGCUGUACGAGAUCAGGGAGGAAAAGAGGAGAAAGGGUAAGGAGGCGAUGACGGGAGGAAGAAGACCGUUCCGACAACCUGUUUUUCAUAGGGGUGAUGGAUCGGGGUAUGACACGCCGCGAGCUGAAUCCUCUAAGAUGACGGAAGACCGGCCAAGGACCAAGAUACCUGCGGACAGUGGUCCAGAGGGUGUGUUGAACUAUGUGUUGCAGCAGCGGAGGCUCCUUACAGGCAAGAAUAAGGACCAGUUGAAGGUGAUAUGCGCAGCAGAAGGGGUUCAGUAUACUACGAAGGCACCCAAUAUUGAACAGAUCAUUGAGGCUCGAGUUAAGCUUGCAUAUGAGGGCUUUAUCUUUACUCCAGCACCAACGCCGGCCGCUUCUCCGGAAGGGGACGACACUCCGUGUAAGUGAAUGGCUCAUUUUUCGAGAGUCCGACUGUGGAGCAACUUGAUGCAGGUGAUGCAUCUGCGCAACAUGA
This is a messenger RNA of Chara braunii, 1025 nucleotides long. NCBI's taxonomy places the organism in Eukaryota, Viridiplantae, Streptophyta, Charophyceae, Charales, Characeae. The record is from the annotation of a GenBank genome assembly.